Molecule: messenger RNA, 6810 nt
Organism: Magallana angulata
Lineage: Eukaryota; Metazoa; Mollusca; Bivalvia; Ostreida; Ostreidae
Product: transient receptor potential-gamma protein-like
Exons: 13
Coding region: 669-3593 (974 amino acids)
Biological process (GO): calcium ion transmembrane transport; manganese ion transport; regulation of cytosolic calcium ion concentration
Cellular component (GO): cation channel complex; membrane
Molecular function (GO): inositol 1,4,5 trisphosphate binding; protein binding; store-operated calcium channel activity
Source: RefSeq, a predicted model, not a curated record
GACACACACCUGAGAGUUUGGUUAACUACUUGGUUCUCUCAUUCCGGCAGCGAGAGCACCAUAGAGUGGAAGUCGUCAAUAGCUACAGGUAGCAUCCCGACAUUGUGUCCUGGGUUUUCUUAAUGAAGGGGAAUAUUGAUCAGAUCUAAUGAACUACUGCCAGGUUUUAAACUAUCUGCAUCACAGUUCUAGAUGAACCAUACCAGAGCAUCGCAUAUCAGACUGAGGGAUUAAACAAUUUUUUUUUACACUUGCUAGCAUCACAUGGACAAGUUUUCACAGGGAGUAAAAAAUCUCUUUUGAUUGCAUGGAUAAAAUAUGGAAGAUUUGACUGACAGUUAUUAUAGUACGGUACUAAGUUUUUACUAAACAUGUUCAUGUACAGCUUGAUUAACAAACAGAUUUUAUUUUGCAUCUGUUGCUUAAAUUCUCAAAUAAUGGAGGAAAAAACUUUACUGUGUCUGGGAGACAACAAUUACUGUUAUUUCGAGAUCAAUUGGAUUUGCUGACAAGUUGACAAAUUGAAUGCUGGGAGUUGCAAUCUGAUGGAUAUUUUAGGAGAGUGUUGGGAAUUUUAAGUUCAGUAUUCACAGGAGACUGUCUCUGGCACAGGGCCAGGAACCAAUGCAGACGCCAGACAGCUAGAUCCAAACUCGGAAACCAAAAAGAUGGACAAGGUCUACUAUCAGUACCGAGAGAAACUCAUGAACCAAGGGCGGUUCAUUGACCCAGACACUGACCUGGAAGGGGACAGUUUUGGAAUGGGGGUGGUUCGUAAAGAAAUGGACCUUACAAAUGAUGAGAAACAGUACCUUUUGGCAGUCGAGCGGGGGGAUGUUCCCUCAACUCGACAAUAUCUGAGUAUGGGAGUACAAACGGGACUCAAUGUGAACUGUGUGGACCCUCUGGGGCGCUCAGCACUGCUCAUUGCGAUUGAAAACGAGAAUAUUGAAAUGAUUGAAGUUUUGUUGAAUUAUAAUGUGGAGGUCGGUGACUCGCUUUUACAUGCUAUAAAUGAAGAGAAUGUGGAAGCAGUGGAAUUAAUUCUUAACCAUGAGGUGGCCACUAAGGGAGAAGAGUCACGUCGUCAUGAAAGGUCUCUACACCAGAGUGUUCCUUCAAGCUCAUUCACUCCAGAUAUAACCCCAAUUAUUCUGGCAGCUCAUCGGGACAACUAUGAAAUCAUCAAACUACUCUUAGACAGGGGCUACCGAAUUCCAAAACCCCACAACAUCAAGUGUCACUGUAAGUCAUGCAUCAAUGAAAGUACUGAUGACAGCCUCCGUCACAGUCGGUCACGCAUCAAUGCCUACCGGGCAUUGGCAAGCCCCUCACUCAUAGCUUUAUCCAGUAAAGACCCGAUUCUGACUUCUUUUGAAUUGAGCUGGGAACUUCGGAGACUUAGCAAACUUGAGAAUGAGUUCAAGUUGGAUUAUGAAAAAUUAGCCAAAAAGUGCCAAGAAUUUGCGGUGGAUUUACUGGAUCAGAUCCGCGGAUCCAAGGAGCUGGAGGUGAUUCUGAACCAUGACACGACCAAUCCGGCCUACUCUGAGGGGGGACAGGAAAUUGAGCCCAAACCCACAGACAAGAUGAAGCUCAGUCGGCUAAAACUGGCCAUCAAGUUCAAACAGAAAAAGUUUGUGUCUCAUCCCAACUGCCAGCAGUUGUUAGCGUCCCUGUGGUAUGAAGGCUUGCCGGGUUUCCGUCGUCAUAAUAUUGUGUCCAGACUGUUGAUCACGUUCAUGAUAGGAUUUACCUUCCCAUUACUCUCCUUGUUCUAUCUGAUCGCACCCAAGAGUCGCUUCGGAAAACUUAUACGAAAGCCCUUUAUAAAAUUUAUAUGUCACAGUGCUUCUUAUAUAACAUUCCUGGUUUUACUAAUUCUGGUGUCCCAGCGGGUGGAGAUUCCUAUACCAGGCCUGUGGGACAAAGUGGCGACUGACCUGGAUAAGAUACAGCUAGAGCAGAGGGGGGCACCUGCCACCAUGGUGGAGUGGAUGAUCCUGGCCUAUGUCGCUGGACUGAUAUGGGCAGAGAUCAAGCAGCUGUGGGAUGAGGGAGCCCAUGACUAUGUCCAUGAUAUGUGGAACAUUCUGGACUUUGUCACCAACUCUUUGUACAUAGCCACAUUCACACUUAGGUUAAUAGCUUACUUACAGGUACAGAAAGAAAUACAAGAAAAUAAAGCAAGUGCACAACUAGAAAGAAAAGACUGGAAUGCAUACGACCCGAAUCUCAUAGCGGAGUCAUUGUUUGCUGCAGCCAAUAUAUUUAGUUCUUUAAAACUUAUAUACAUAUUUACAGUUAAUCCCCAUCUGGGGCCCCUGCAGAUUUCACUGGGUCGAAUGAUCCUGGACAUUAUGAAAUUUGCGGUGUUAUACGGGUUGGUGCUUUUUUCGUUCGCUUGUGGACUGAACCAUUUGUAUUGGUACUAUGCAACAUUAAGGGAGAGAGAAUGUAAGGUGCAGAAUAUUGAGGAGUCAUGUGAUAGAAGAUAUAAGAGGUUUGCCAACUUAUUUCAGAUUCUGCAGACUCUUUACUGGUCGAUAUAUGGUUUGAUCGAUCUAAACAAUGCAGAGCUUCUGGAGAAUCACAUAUUUACAGAGUUUAUCGGCAAGCUGAUGUUUGGGUCGUACAGCUGGAUAGCCCUGGUUGUCCUCCUUAACCUGCUCAUUGCCAUGAUGAGUAACUCCUACCACAAUACCUCAAGCCAGGCAGAUGAGGAGUGGAAGUUUGCGCGAUCCAAGCUGUGGAUGAGUUACUUUGAGGACAGCGGAACUCUGCCUGCUCCAUUCAACAUCAUACCUAGUCCCAAGUCCUUCAUCUAUCUCAUACUGUGGUUCAAACGUAACGUGUUCUCAUGUUCUCUCCACCAGAAGAGGAACAGAUGGCAGAGUAUACGAAAAAUUGUCAAGAAAAUUAAUGAAAAGGAAAUUAGAUAUCAGCGUGUCAUGAGAGACUUGAUAAAAAGAUAUAUCAUGCAAAAACAGCGAGGUCCGCUACGAGGCGAAGGUGUGACCGAGGACGACGUGCAAGAAAUAAAACAGGACAUAUCCUCGUUUAGAUACGAACUGCUUGAAAUUUUACGUAAUAAUGGAAUGAAAACUCCAAACCCCAAUCAGCCAAAACCGACCAAUCGAAGAUCCUACAGACGCCGUAACCAAGUCAACUUGGAAAGACUGAAAAGAACCAUGACCAUGGGAACCAUAAAAGAGUCCAACAACAAAAAUAGCAAUCCAAACCAAGUCCUACCAGACAAAAAUCCACAGGGUACUGCUGCUGGUGAAAAAAAAGACAAGGAGGGUACCGCGUCCUUCACUUUCCUGGAAAAACCAGACAACCUUCGCAGGCGUAGUCCACGGAGGGGCAUAGGUUCUCUACGCACUGAUGAGGGACUUGGGGAAUCCCUGGACCUCAAUAUAGAAAACGAGAACAGCCCCAAGAUGGACCAUCAUUCCACUGUGGGGGAUGCUGGAGGGGUGAAAGAGGGUUUGGCGGCCUGUUUGAGCCCCAGUAUGGCCUGCAACCCAGAGAUAUAUGACGCCUACAGUGGCGUACCCAAAUCACCGGCCAGGAGGGUGACUUUUCUGUGAUUGCAGUUCAUGUGACUCAAAUACUUGUAAUGAUCUGUAUUGUUCUGAUGUAAAAAAUAUCAGAAAUUUUUAUUUGAAAACACACUUGUGAUAUGAUAUAAACAUUUUUGAUACAUGGAUAUUCUUUUAUCAUUUUAUAUUUGUUUUUAUUAUGGUUUUGUUGUCAAUUUUUUUGUUUUUAUUGAUUUCAAAUUUUGUGGUGUUUAAGAGUUUAUAGUGGUCUAGAAUUAUAAUAUGCUAAUUCAUCAAAGGGGUUUAACUAUUAAAAGUGAGGGUAUAGAUUUUAUUCAUUAGUCAAUGAGUGUCAUUGUUGACUGUUCCCAUAUUUCAGUUCUCUCAGAACAUGUCACAUUUUGUGAUAAAGUCUGUUCUGUUAAAUCAUGUUUUUAUGACUAUGAAAUGAUCAUGUUUUCAAACAUUAAAACAUUAAAUCCAUGUGGGCAUUAGAAUAAUUAUGUAUAAGUGUUCAAUUUUUAUCUGUUUCCAUACUAUCACAAUACCAUGCUUAUCAAAACUUCUAGUUACAUGUUCUUAACAUUUGAAUUUUUCAUCAAACAGAAAAAAAGUUUACAUGUUCUUCACAUCUUUAACUUUAAGGUUCUUUAUAUUUACAUCAAAACAUAAUGUCUUUAAAACAAUCUUAUUAUUUUAUAUUUGAUUUCUUAAUUUAACAAGGAAUUUUACAUGUUUUCCACAAACUUUUACUGUCAUAUUAUUUUCAUUUGUAUUUAAUCUCAACUCCUUGUGCUUUUUUAGCUCACCUGAGCUGAAAGCUCAAGUGAGCUAUUCUGAUCACUUUUUGUCCGUCGUCCGUCCGUCCGUCCGUCCGUCCGUCCGUCUGUCUGUCCGUCUGUAAACUUUUUACAUUUUGAACUUCUUCUCUAAAACCGCUUAUCCAAUUUCAACCAAAUUUGGCACAAAGCAUCCUUAUGGGAGGGCGAAUAUAAAUUGCAGAAAUAAAAGUCCGAUCUGUAUUCAAAGCGGAGAAAACCUUGAAACUGUAGAAAAAGGGGGGUGCAUUUUAAAAAAUCUUCUUCUCAAGAACUACUGAUUCCAAUUCAACGUAGUAUAGCAUAAAUUAUCCUUAUGGGAAGGAAAAUAUAAAUUGCAAAAAUUAAGGUCUAAUUCUGUUUCAAAUCUGAGUUAUUACGAAAAUAAUAAUAAAGGAAAGGCGUGUUUCAAUCAGUUAAAUAGCUUCGGAUUCGGCAUCCGGUAAAAUGGGUAGACAAGACUUGGCCUGGGCAAAACCAAAGAUUGGCAGUUAUUAAUCUGCCAAUCUCAUUAAAAUUUCAGGAUAUUUGAUGGACCAGUAUAUUUAUAUUUGCUGUAAAUAUUGCUGCAAAAUAAUGCGUAUUUGGAAUUGACGAUUGCCGAUCCGCCCCGGCUUUUAUUUUGCCACGGCCCGGGUUUGCGUACCCAUUCUACCAAGACUCGUAUUCCAUACAUCUAAAACGAGGUUCUUUGUUUAAAGCAGCCAUGACAUUAUACGAAAAAGGGUCGAUCUGACUAUGAUGAAUUUGCUUGUUGUGCAACAGUUCGCGAAUGAAGGGAAAUUUUUGAAACAUGCAAAAUAUAUUGGUGCCGAUUUUGUGAAGUAAAUUGAGGCUAAAUAUUUCAAUGCGUUGACAGUUUUCACACAUGACGUUGGUGUUAGCUUGUUCUGAUUUUCGUUUCGUUUUCAUUAUUUAUGCUUUGUAACCUGGGAACUAUCGUCUGUAUUUCGUGAUUUUUACGUAUCAAAUCAAACAGAGACUUCGGUAAAUCAAACAGUUAACUGUUUACCUGUGCAAAUUAAGCAAAAUCUAUGUAUCAAAAAAGUACUGAAAUACAAUUCAUUCUAUCGGUAAUUCGGCAUUAUAUUUUGCGUAAUGGUAUAUUAAUGCAAUAGGUUUUGUUGAGAUGCUCGGCAUUUUCUCGAGUUUAUUCAGUUUAAAUAGAGUUUGAUAUCGCUGUCGGAAAUAUGUAGGUAUAUACAUGUACAUGUAUAUAUAUGAUUCAUUUCGAAAAAAUAAAUUGUGUUCUUUAUUUGUUAUAGAGCAUGUUUCUUGUGUUUUAAUUGUUUACAAUUUCUAUUUACUAACCAUAUUUGAGUGUUAAGCUUCGAAUUAUAAGCAAGAUACAGAGAUUUGCUCACGAUUCUAUGUUUGUACACAGAUCUUAAAAACUAAAGAAAAUUUCAAUAUUUAUUAAGAAAAUUUUCAAAGUCUCUCUUCCAGAAACCAACUUUAACAACUUAUUGUAUUGUAAACUUAACCUUUUUUAGCUCACCUGAGCCAAAGUCUUCUCAAAAACUAUUAGGCCAGGAAAGCUCAAAUUUGAGUGGAAGCAUCCUCAGAUAGUGUAGAUUCAAGUUUGUUCAAAUCAUGGUCCCCGGGGGUAGGGUGGGGCCACAAUAGGGGGAUCAUGUUUUACAUAAGAAUAUAUAGAGAAAAUCUUUAAAAAUCUUCUCAAAAACUAUUAGGCCAGAAAAGCUCAAAUUGAAAUGGAAUCAUCCUCCGGUAGUGUAGAUUCAAGUUUGUUCAAAUCAUGAUCCCCGGGGGUAGGGUGGGGCCAUAAUUGGGAGAUCAAGUUUUACAUAGGAAUAUAUUGAGAAAAUCUUUUAAAAAUCUUCUUCUCAAAAAUAUUUGGCCAAGAAAUCUCAAAUUGGCAUGUAACCAUCCUUAGGAAGUGUAGAUUCAAGUUUGUUCAAAUCAUGGUCCCUGGGGGUAGGGCGGGGUCACAAUGGGGGAUGAAUUUUUAUAGAUAGAGAAAAUCUUUAAAAGUCUUCUUCUCAAAAUUAUUAGGCCAGGAAAGCCCAAAUUUGAGUGGAAGCAUCCCCAGAUCAUAUAGAUUCAAGUUUGUUUAAAUAACAGUCCAGGGGUAGGGUGAGGCCACAAUGGGGGAUGAAUUUUUACUUAGGAAUAUAUAGAGAAAAUCUUAAAAAAUCUUCUUUUUAAAGAAUUUUAACCAGAAAGGGUUUAAACUUGUGUAGAGGCAUCCUCGGGUAGUGUAAAUUCAAGUUUGCAAAAUCACAGUCCCUAGUGGUAGGGCGGGACCGUGAUGGCGGUUUGAAUUUUUACAUAGGAAUAUAAAGAGAAAAUCUUUAAAACUAUUCUGGGAAAGUGUUCGGUUCAAAACUCAGUACUUAGUGUGAAAGCAAAGGUUAUGCAGAUUUAAGUCUGAUGAAACCAUGAUUCCCUAGAGAAAAAUGGGGCCAUGAAAUGGGGGGGGGGGGGGG